Molecule: messenger RNA, 3380 nt
Organism: Euleptes europaea (tarantolino)
Lineage: Eukaryota; Metazoa; Chordata; Lepidosauria; Squamata; Sphaerodactylidae
Gene: PPFIBP1
Product: PPFIA binding protein 1
Exons: 31
Coding region: 60-3212 (1050 amino acids)
Biological process (GO): neuromuscular junction development
Cellular component (GO): presynaptic active zone
Molecular function (GO): protein binding
Source: RefSeq, a predicted model, not a curated record
GGAGCCUGGGCUGCUUUGGACUUGGAUGCUCGCAGUGGCCACCCUGAAGAAGCAAGAAAAUGAUGAGCGAUGCAAGUGAGAUGCUGGCUGCAGCUUUGGAACAGAUGGACGGCAUUAUUGCAGGCUCCAAGGCUCUGGAGUAUUCCAACGGCAUAUUUGAUUGCCAAUCCCCAACUUCUCCGUUCAUGGGGAGCCUGCGAGCCCUACAUCUGGUGGAGGAUUUGCGUGGCCUGUUGGAGAUGAUGGAAGUGGAUGAGAGAGAAGGAUUGCGGUGUCAAGUCCCAGAUUCGACAGCAGAGAUUUUGAUUGAAUGGCUACAGAGUCAAAUGACCAAUGGGCAUAUAUCUACUAAUGGAGAUGUGUAUCAGGAGCGACUCGGACGUUUGGAAAAUGACAAGGAAUCCCUUGUUCUGCAAGUGAGUGUUCUUACUGACCAGGUGGAAGCCCAAGGAGAAAAGAUCAGAGAUUUAGAGUUCUGCCUGGAAGAGCACAGGGAAAAACUGAAUGCCACAGAAGAAAUGCUACAACAGGAGCUUUUAAGCAGAACAUCCCUUGAAACUCAAAAGCUGGACCUUAUGGCAGAAGUAUCUAACUUAAAGCUCAAGCUUACCACCGUGGAGAAGGACCGAAUAGACUAUGAAGACAGCUUCAGGGACACAGAGGGUUUGGUACAGGAAAUUAAUGAAUUGCGCUUGAAAGUAAGAGACAUGGAUAGCGAGAGACUUCAGUAUGAGAAAAAAAUUAAAUCUACCAAAUCUUUAAUGGCCAAACUUUCUAGCAUGAAAAUCAAAGUGGGCCAGAUGCAGUAUGAAAAACAGCGGAUGGAGCAAAAAUGCCAGAUGUUGAAGGAAGAGUUAGCAUCUUUAAAAGACAAACUGCAACAGAAAGAAGCAGAAAUAAAACGACUGCAGGAGAAACUGGUUCAUCAGGGAAAAGGAGAAGAGGUUGACCUCAACGACAGAGAUGAAAAUUGUAAAAAGAAGCUCAAAGACAAAAACAUCGAGGUCCAGAAAAUGAAGAAGGCGGUGGAAUCUCUAAUGGCAGCAAAUGAAGAGAAGGAUCGUAAGAUUGAAGAGCUUCGACAGUCUCUCAACCGAUAUAAGAAAGUACAGGAUAUGGUAAUACUGGCCCAGGUCAAAAAAGGCAAGGAUGAUGAAUGUGAGGAGUCUGCUAACUCGGGAUCUGUUUCGGUAGCUUUGUCAGAUUCACAAAGUUUAACUGAAUCUGAGAAAAGUCUGUCUCCUAUGCUAGUAUCAGGCUCUCCAGACCAUGAAGAAUUUAGAACAACAUCUCCUGAACAGAAUUCACUCCAGAUCCACACCAGUGUCUUGCAAGUUUCCAUCCCUUCUUUCUCACCAACCUCCAGAUGCUCAGAAGCCUCAACCGAAAAAGUAAAAGCCCAAUCUAGGAUGGCAGUAGCAAGUGAUAUCAGUGAAAGAAAUACACCCUUGGCUUCUAUAGAAAAUGACACAAAAUUCCAGCUAGGUGGCACAAAAUUUAUGAAGUGUCUUCAAUCAAGUUAUAUAGCCCCAGGGAUAUACAGACUUUUAACUUCAGCUCUGCAAAAAUCAAGCAGCCUGGGGAACUUGAAGAAAGAGCCAUCUGAAGAUAAAGAGUCUGCAGAGAAGCCAGAAGAGAGCAAGGUGCCAGCCGAGGGCAGCAAAUACGGAACUCUCCCUCCUAAAUCCCCAGAUGACAACGAUGCGUUUGGGACCCGUAAAGCCCGGUCUUCGUUUGGGCGAGGCUUUUUCAAGAUCAAAAGUAACAAAAGGACAGCAAGCGCACCUAAUUUGGACCGCAGUCGAAGCGCAAGUGCGCCCACCUUAGCUGAGACAGAAAAAGGAUCCUCAGAGCACCUGGAUCUGGCUAGUUUGCCCCCCCGGCCAAAAGGUGGGCUUCUGACUCCACUAUCUCCUGACUCCAGAAAGAAAACAAGAGGAAUCAAAAAGCUGUUUGGAAGACUCAUAAGAAGCCAGUCUACUACAUUUAAUGCAGAUGACAUGCCAGAAACCGAGUUCAAAAGAGGAGGAACAAGAGCAACUGCUGGGCCAAGGCUAGGCUGGUCAAGAGAUCUUGGGCAAACCAAUAAUGAUUUGGACAUGCCGUUUGCGAAAUGGACCAAGGAGCAAGUUUGCAACUGGCUCCAGGACCAGGGCCUGGGCUCUUACAUCCAUAAUGGCAGGCAAUGGAUACUCUCUGGUCAGACUCUCUUGCAAGCUUCCCAGACAGAUUUAGAGAAGGAACUUGGAAUCAAGCAUCCACUGCAUCGGAAGAAGCUUCAGCUUUCACUUCAGGCGUUAGGAUCAGAAGAGGAGAACAAUCAUGGGAAGCUGGAUUACAACUGGGUUACAAGAUGGCUGGAUGAUAUUGGACUACCCCAGUACAAGACACAGUUUGAUGAAGGAAAGGUGGAUGGUCGAAUGCUUCAUUACAUGACUAUUGAUGACUUGCUGUCCUUGAAAGUUGUGAGUGUCCUCCACCAUCUUAGUAUCAAACGUGCCAUUCAAGUCCUCAGGAUAAAUAACUUUGAACCCAACUGUUUGCGCAGGAGGCCGUCAGAUGAGAAUAACAUCACACCAUCCGAGGUUUCCCAGUGGACUAAUCACCGAGUGAUGGAGUGGCUGCGGUCUGUUGAUCUUGCAGAAUAUGCUCCCAAUUUAAGGGGAAGUGGUGUUCACGGUGGUCUAAUGGUGCUGGAGCCUCGCUUCAAUGUCGAGACCAUGGCGCAGCUGCUGAACAUCCCACCCAACAAGACGCUACUGAGGCGACACUUGGCAACCCAUUUCAAUUUGCUGAUCGGUCAUGAGGCCCAGCAGCAAAAGUGUGAAGCGAUGGCAUCGCCGGACUAUGUCCUCUUGACAGCUACAGCCAAAGUGAAGCCAAAGAAACUUGGUUUUGGUAAUUUUGGAAAUCUGCGGAAGAAGAAGCAGGAGGAUGGGGAAGAGUAUGUGUGUCCAAUGGAUUUGGGACAGGCGUCAGGAAGUGCAUCAAGCAAAGGGUUUCGGCCAGGUUUAGAUGUCAGGCCAUAUGAUGAUGAUGAACUGGACAGACUAGAACAGAUGGAAGAUUCAGAAGGAACUGUGAGGCAAAUAGGAGCAUUUUCUGAAGGCAUCAACAACUUGACUCACAUGUUGAAAGAAGAUGAAAUGUUCAAAGACUUUGCUACUCGUUCCCCUAGUGCCAGCAUCACAGAUGAGGAUUCUAAUGUGUGACCGUGGCGCCGUUGGACACCAAAAUAAUAAUUCUCAUUCUGUUAGGACUGCCACUCAUCUGUGAUGGGGACAGAAGAUCACGUAACUUAAAGUCAUUGUUGCUUCUGUUUCUUACACGUGAUAUAUUUCAGGCGAAUAACAGGAAAAGAGGUGCCUAUCUAUUCUGAA